UUUACUGUAGUUCAGUUGCAGAUUUAAUCAACUUCAAGAAGGUUGAAUUGCAAACGCGAAAAGUCAUUGCUUUAAAAAAAUAAAAAUAAAUAAAAUUAAACAAGGAAAACUUGUUACGAGUGCUACAACAUAGUUUCCGUGCCGUUGUCGUUGAGUGAAUCCUGUUCCCGAAUUUGUGGAUUACUUUUUAAAUUUUAUCUAAACAACAAGCUUCAAAAACAAAAUAAUGAUUCUUAUUCAACCAACUCCAGCUCAACGUGUGUCCAUCCGAGAGGAACUUCGUGAACCAGAAAAUCCAGCUGAUAUCGAAAGGGAUGUUGGCCUCAUUCGAGAGUGGCUUCAAACCCAACCCCAUCUCCCCAAGGACAUGGAUGAUGGCCGUCUUCGGACUUUCCUCCGUGGUUGCAAAUUCAGCCUAGAAAAAGUCAAACGCAAGUUAGACAUGUACUACACAAUGAGAAAUGCUGUACCAGAGUUCUUCGCUGAUCGUGAUAUUUCAAAAGAAAAUUUAUCUGUUGUGCUGGACUAUGUACACUGUCCCACUCUACCUGGAUUAACACCCAAUGGCCGUCGUAUUACAUUCAUUCGAGCUAUAGAUUGUGACUUCCAGCCAAGUCAAGUCAAUGAUGCCAUGAAGGUAGCUCUGAUGAUCGGUGAUAUUCGAUUGCUAGAGGAAAAAGUAGGCAUAGCUGGUGACAUCUUUGUUUUAGAUGCUGCAGUAGCAACUCCAUCAAAUUUUGCCAAGUUUUCGCCAUCGGUAGUCAAGAAGUUCUUAAUCGCUGUUCAGGAAGCUUAUCCGGUGAAAGUGAAAGAAGUUCAUGUGAUAAAUAUUUCACCACUCAUCGAUACGAUUAUGAACUUCGUGAAACCAUUUAUUUCUGAAAAAAUUCGCAAUCGAAUUACAUUCCAUAGUGAUAUGGAGAGUUUGUACAAAGUUGUUCCAAAAGAAUUGCUUCCCACCGAAUACGGUGGCAAGGCUGGCAGCAUAACUGAGCUUAAUCAACAAUGGAAACAAAAACUGGCCGAAUACACCCCAUGGUUUAAGGAACAAGAAAAUUCAAAGGCCGAUGAAUCUUUGCGUCCAGGAGCACCAAAAACUCAAGAUGAUCUUUUUGGAGUAGAAGGUACUUUCCGACAGUUGAAUAUCGAUUAGAUAUUUAAAAGAAUACAAACAAUUAUCAAAGUCUGUGUUAAUAAACAAAAUAAAUCGAUCGAAAGGACAAUCUUGCUUAUUUUUGCUAAGCAUUUUCUCAACAAACAAAAACAAAAAGUAUUUAGAGCAAAAAAGAAAAAAACAAAAAUUAUAAAAACACUUAUGGAAUAUUUUAAUCUAGCACAUUUUAAUUUGUAUUUGGAAAAUUUAUUAUUGCACUUGUUUUAUAUUCAAUAAAUUUUAUUGUUUACUUUAA
Molecule: messenger RNA, 1409 nt
Organism: Eupeodes corollae
Lineage: Eukaryota; Metazoa; Arthropoda; Insecta; Diptera; Syrphidae
Product: alpha-tocopherol transfer protein-like
Exons: 3
Coding region: 227-1153 (308 amino acids)
Cellular component (GO): membrane
Molecular function (GO): phosphatidylinositol bisphosphate binding
Source: RefSeq, a predicted model, not a curated record